Molecule: messenger RNA, 363 nt
Organism: Cyclocybe aegerita
Lineage: Eukaryota; Fungi; Basidiomycota; Agaricomycetes; Agaricales; Hemipholiotaceae
Source: the annotation of a GenBank genome assembly
AUGACAACUCUCAGCACACCCGAAUCCCACAUCGUGUCUUCCACAGCCAAGAUGGAAGACUUCAAUUCCAAAGUGAAGAAGUGGAAUGAGGAUGUCUGGUUGGCAGGGAGCGAUGAGCGAUUUCUGAAGGAACAUGGGCAACUGCUUGUGCAUGCCUGGGUUGAGAUUGCGGAAACCGUGUUGGGCCUUGAUACAGACUUGGCGAAAUGUGGGCUAUUUGAAACCCUCACUGAGAUCUGCAGUGCAGCAGGAGCUGCAGACGCGAUCCUGAACUAUGUGGAGUGGAUGUCACGACCCGUCCCCGGCUCCCGGCACAAUUAUCCGGCUCCCGAGGCUGUAUCCAGCUUCCGAGGCUUGUGGUAA